GGUAAACACUGAGGCGAGUGUCGACCACAGACUCGGCUUCAACUAUUUUAAACUGCUAUCUUGACAACUGGUAUAUGUGAAUAUCGAUGCGUCAGUGAUAUAUCUAGCCAAUGAGCAUCAACUGAAGGACAAACAGGAUGUAAUGAAUGCUAACUUGCACUGUAAUGGUAGAUUGGAUGUUGUUUUUAUUGUUUUUGGAAUAAAAUCCGCCCAUCCUGCAGCAAAAGGGGCCAGACAGAAGUGGUGCGGUCCUUCUUCAGAACAGAACCUGUCAGGAUGACUUCAGAAGACACUGCCCUGCACACUGACCUCACCGGAUCACAACAUUCUACUGGCAGAACCGUCUGUCCAACUCCAGAACCCCCCCGCUGGACCUACUUUCAUAAGCCCAUAAUCGUCAUGGUGAUGGGGGGCCUGAUGUCUGGUGUGGGGGCUGUUCUGUUUCUGCUCCACUACCUGGGAGUGACGGAGACACCCCACGCCACCGCCCCUGCCUGUCUGUCCAUCGGGCUGAUGUUUGUGGUGGUGGGGCUGGUCUGGGUUCCCAUCCUCAAGGAGAAACUGAGACGGACAGGCCUGGGGGCCUGCAGGGCUAGGGAAGGUUCUGAUAGCAGUGUGUGACAUGUAAGUACUGGGAGUAUUUUCCUGAUGCAGAUUAGCCCUGUUGGCUAAAUCUAAAUGGAGAUUAAUUUUAAUCAGUAUUCUGGAACCACCCUGAUACAUGGAAUCACUAGAGCGGAACGUAGAAGACGUUUUAUCAGACCAUUAUUAAUCCUGAUUGUGAUAUAAUGAGUAGGCUAAUGCGCAAGGUCAUAAGAUUGAGGGUUGAUGAAUAAAAUACAAUCUCACUUAUUUUUUUCCUUCUGAGAUUACUUCGGAAAGACGUGUAAUAAAAUAUGAUAAACUUUUAUAGGCGAAAUUUCAUACAUCUCCCACGAGUUGGUGAACUUUGAACAGUUUUACAAUAAUCUUUUGUACGCGUCUCUGCAAGUGCUCACUCGCGUCUCCGCUCCAUGCGCCAGGAUUCUGAAUCAACACAGUUCCCCCUCAGGAAUAGGAAAUUACCUCAGAACUUCAAAUCAAAGGUAACUUCCAAAGAGGUGAUAUUCAUUAGGCCUACAUCAUGGCGGGUGUACCGGAGACAGUAAUUGAGAGGAGGUUUCGGGGAGUUGGCCGCUGCAAGUGCGCUUUUUGGUUUGCUGUGGCGCACGACAUACUUGGGGCGUUAAUACUUCUGACAGGGGUGUUUGCAGGAUUCUUCAUCCACGAUUUGUUUAUCUACGCCGGUGCCGUUGUCAUUUUCCUGAGCCUAAUCUGGUGGGUCUUCUGGUACUCGGGGAACAUCGAGGUUCCUCCAGAGGAACUUGAGGACGACGUCGGCAUGGUCAAACUAAAGAACAGAGGAAUUAGCGGAGUGGUCAGAAAAGUGUCUGACCGCCUCACCAACGGAAUAAGAAACUCUUUCAGAAGGAAUGGAAGGGCCCACGGAGAGGUUACCGGGGCCAUGACAACGCCACCGCCUUUGAAGGGCGCUACUCAAGAGGAUCCAGCAAUGUCACUCUCGGUUAUAAACGAGAACACCAGAGCUGCUCAUUCAAAUGAACUUGUCAGGGAGACCCUGGCUGUAUAAUUGGAUGUAUAGGCCUGUUCAUGGGACUAGACAUGAAUGGGACUAGAUGCUACUAUGAACAAACGUGCAUGAAAUAAUGAUGAAAGAUCAUUGUAGAUUGUACAUUUGUGACUUUUUAUGGUGCAGCCUUCUCUUUAGAAUGCCCAAUUAGACUAAAAAGGGAAUAUAAGUGUUUGCCUUGUUGGUAAUGAUUAAGCAACAUCAAGGUCUUUUCUGAACAGGAUCCAUAUGUCAUCUUAUCUGAUAGAUAAACAAGUAGACUUUGCACAUGUCACUGAUGGUUGAAAAUACGAUGUAGACUGCAAUGUGUAAGAUACACCUUGGAGUGUCAUCUGUUUUAGUGUUUAUCAGAAUUUAGCAUAAUAGACACUCUUUGGAAAUUGCUUGACUAAACUGAAUUACAGCAUAUUUGUAAUAAUUCGUUUAUUUGUACAAUAGUUGUUAAUAUCACAAUUUAAACAUAUGACGUGCAUGUUUUUCAUCGACUAUUUAAGUAAAACAAUGUUUUAAAAAAUGUGUUGUACUUGAAGAAUGUAAUUUCUCAAGCAUGUUCAUUUAUCCAUGAGUGAACUAAAAGUAUGUGAUGGUUAGUAAUAUGGAUGCACACAUAAGGGUCUAGUUCCUCUCCUUAUGAAAUCUCACCAGUUUCUUUUGUGGCACAUGGACUUCCCCUAAGAUAUUUACAUAUUCCUAAAUCUGUAAUAAAACACCAGGUCUGUCAGAAAACAAGCCAUGAACUGGAAAGUACAUCAUUUCAGACCCAAAUCUAAUUUCAGGUUUUGGUUCAGAUAUCAUAAUUCAGGGUCUAUUGUUCAGGUGAUCCUAUCAUUGUAGUUGUACUGUACAGUGUAGGGCAGUGAUGUCUGAGGGAGAAUGUGGCCAGGGUUUCUACUACGACGGCCUGGUUGAGGAGUGUCAACACUGCUUCCACAGAUGCAGCUCUCCGCCCAGAGUGUGCUCGAAAUACUGCUCAUUGCCAUCAGAAAGUAAAGCCCCAGAGAACCUAAACGUGCGGUUAAUUCUGGUGUGGCUCUUCGUGUUCAUGUUGGUCUUCUGCACUCUCAUUCUGCUCCUGCAAAUGCUGAGGAAGAAGUCAUGCAGACUGUUCCUGAAGAACAAAGUAUCUAAACCAGGGGGAGCACAUCAGUGUUCAGAUGUGGACGGCCGCCCUGAUAGCGCUGGGCAGAGAAAGGACGUGGAUGGAAACUCUGUGAGUAGUUGGAGGGGAGUGGAAGUCGACAGCCAGACCCAGUGCAACUCCAGCCUUCCUGUCCCAUCCACAGAGGAGGGCGUUACCAUACUGGUCACUACCAAGACUGUGCAGAACUUUGAUGAUUAUAGCAGCUACUCAGAGUAUGGCACAGAGGAGGAGGAGACUGCAUGGUGGUGGAGGUCUGGCGUUGUGUAGCUGGAGAUAAUGCACGCAUGGUAUGUGCAUAUGAAAUGUUAACUGUGCGGGUGCAACCCCCCCUCACACCGCACACACGCACACACACACACACACGCACGCACACGCACGCACGCACACACACACACACACACACACACACACACACACACACACACACACACACACACACACGCACACGCACACACACACAUGCACAAACACAUAUAGCCCCACACACACACACACACACACGCACACACACACAUGCACAAACACAUGUAGCCCCAUGUUCCUGCAAAGAUUAACCUCCUUCACACAGGUACACAUACACACAACAGCGACUACAGAGGAUCGUAAAUGAACUACAGAUUCGGAAUCACUCCAACCCAAUCAUAUGACUACGUUGUGCCUUGUCAUGUGACCAA
This is a messenger RNA of Osmerus eperlanus (European smelt), 3445 nucleotides long. Its product is annotated as tumor necrosis factor receptor superfamily member 17. Lineage: Eukaryota; Metazoa; Chordata; Actinopteri; Osmeriformes; Osmeridae. Bases 2490 to 3038 code for a protein of 182 amino acids. Gene Ontology annotation, biological process: tumor necrosis factor-mediated signaling pathway. The transcript is spliced from 3 exons. The record is from RefSeq and is a predicted model, not a curated record. Gene Ontology annotation, molecular function: signaling receptor activity.